Molecule: messenger RNA, 849 nt
Organism: Belonocnema kinseyi
Lineage: Eukaryota; Metazoa; Arthropoda; Insecta; Hymenoptera; Cynipidae
Gene: Max
Product: protein max
Exons: 4
Coding region: 116-631 (171 amino acids)
Biological process (GO): positive regulation of transcription by RNA polymerase II
Cellular component (GO): RNA polymerase II transcription regulator complex
Molecular function (GO): protein dimerization activity; DNA-binding transcription factor activity
Source: RefSeq, a predicted model, not a curated record
CCUAACUCAACACACACACACUUGUCUAUCCUGAAUCCACUGAAACUGCGUGCGUAACUAAAUCCUACAAAUCUCUGUCCCCUUCCCAACAGUUACUCAGUGAAAUCCAACGAAUAUGAGUGACGAUGAUCGGGAUAUCGACAUCGAGAGUGACGAGGGUGACGACUCCGAUUCCAGACAGAGACAUUCCAAUAAUACGCAAUAUUACUCUCAGGCGGAGAAACGCGCACAUCACAAUGCUUUGGAACGAAAGCGCCGGGAUCACAUAAAAGACAGUUUUUCGAGUCUUCGAGACUCGGUACCGGCUUUGCAAGGCGAAAAAGUAGCAAGCAGAGCCCAAAUUUUGAAGAAGGCUGCCGAAUAUAUUCAGUUUAUGCGACGCAAGAAUUCCUCUCAUCAACAAGAUAUUGAUGAUUUGAAGCGGCAGAAUAAUCUUCUCGAAUCACAAAUACGCACAUUGGAAAAAGCUAAAAUAACAGGAAACUUUGCAGCCGAGUCUUGCGAAGUUUCGAAGUCGGAUUCGGUGGGAAUUGGCGGUUACAAUGAUUCCGAAUCCGAAUCUUCCGAUAGCGAAAUUGGGAGAGCAAUUCGCCAUCCAAAAAAGCUGAAAGUCGCGGGUAUGCACCAUUGAUCCAAUCCGGAUCAAUCUUGACUUUCGACUCUUGAAACUUUAUUUUAAUUAUAAGAUAAGGCAAUACAUUCGACUCUAAGUGUAAGUAAUUAAUUAUUAUUAAUCGAUUAAUUGAUAAAUCAUUGUACCUUAAUUAAUGACUUUAUUGACUCUGUAAACAUUAUACGGUAGGGACUACUUAUUAUUUAAAAAAAUAAAUGAAAUAUUAGUGCUGUUUA